Polyodon spathula (Mississippi paddlefish) is the source of this 9964-nucleotide messenger RNA. RefSeq names its product myosin-11-like. Lineage: Eukaryota; Metazoa; Chordata; Actinopteri; Acipenseriformes; Polyodontidae. Gene Ontology annotation, cellular component: myosin complex. The record is from RefSeq and is a predicted model, not a curated record. Bases 127 to 6081 code for a protein of 1984 amino acids. Gene Ontology annotation, molecular function: ATP binding; actin filament binding; cytoskeletal motor activity. The transcript is spliced from 42 exons.
CUAAAUACCCUGCUGAAAGCUGGAGAUGAUAAUUUGGACUGUUCAUCUUUGGAAUACCCCACAAGCUCAGGACUCUCCAAAUCAAGCUUCACUAGACAAGCAACCCUUCUCACCUCGGAUUUCAAGAUGGCAAAGAAGGCAGGCAGUACCCUGAGCGAGGAUGAGAAGUUCCUCUUCUUGGACAAGAACUUCAUCAACAGCCCGGUGGUACAGGCCGACUGGGCUGCCAAGAAGCUGGUGUGGGUCCCGUCUGAGAAACACGGCUUCGAGGCAGCCAGCAUCAAGGAGGAGCGUGGGGAUGAGGUUGUGGUGGAGCUGGCUGAGAACGGCAAGAAGGCGACCAUCAACAAGGAUGACAUCCAGAAGAUGAACCCUCCCAAGUUCAGCAAGGUGGAGGACAUGGCUGAGCUCACCUGCCUCAACGAGGCCUCUGUGCUGCACAACCUGAGGGAGAGGUACUUCUCCGGGCUCAUCUAUACAUACUCAGGUCUCUUCUGCGUGGUGGUAAACCCCUACAAAAUGCUACCCAUCUACUCUGAGAAAAUCAUUGAAAUGUACAAGGGGAAGAAGCGCCACGAGAUCCCUCCACACAUCUACUCCAUUGCCGACAACGCGUACAGGAGCAUGUUGCAAGAUCGUGAAGACCAGUCUAUCCUCUGCACAGGUGAGUCUGGAGCUGGCAAGACAGAGAACACGAAGAAGGUGAUUCAGUACCUGGCUGUAGUCGCUUCAUCCCACAAAGGCAAGAAGGAGACCAGCAUCACUCAACAGCCAGGAGCGCAGUUUGGUUUCGGGGAACUGGAGAAGCAGCUGCUCCAGGCCAAUCCCAUCCUGGAAGCUUUUGGGAAUGCCAAGACCAUCAAGAAUGACAACUCUUCCCGAUUCGGUAAAUUUAUCCGCAUCAACUUUGACGUGACUGGCUACAUUGUGGGAGCCAACAUUGAGACCUAUCUACUGGAAAAAUCCCGCUGUAUCCGUCAAGCCAAGAUCGAGAGAGCCUUCCACAUCUUCUACUAUCUGCUGGCAGGGGCUGGAGAGCAACAACGCAAGGAGCUGCUGCUGGAAGGAUUUGGGAAUUAUCGCUUCCUCAUGGCAGGGCACGUUCCAGUCCCAGGAACAUCGGACAGUGAGAUGUUUGAGGAGACCCUGGAGGCCAUGAGAAUUAUGGGUUUCACCGAGGAAGAGCAGACAGGAAUCCUGAAGAUUGUCUCCUCAGUUCUGCAGUUUGGAAACAUUGUGUUCAAGAAGGAGAGGAAUAAUGACCAGGCAUCCAUGCCUGACAACACAGCCGCCCAGAAAGUGUGCCACCUGCUGGGGAUAAACGUGACAGAUUUCACACGAGCCAUCCUCACCCCACGUAUCAAAGUGGGUCGCGACGUGGUCCAGAAAGCACAGACCAAAGAGCAGGCAGACUUUGCAGUGGAGGCCCUGGCCAAGGCAAAGUACGAUCGUUUGUUUAAAUGGAUUCUGGCUCGCAUCAACAAGGCACUUGACAAAACCAAGAGGCAGGGGGCGUCUUUCCUGGGCAUCUUGGAUAUCGCCGGCUUCGAGAUCUUUGAGGUGAACUCCUUCGAGCAGCUGUGCAUCAACUUCACCAACGAGAAGCUGCAGCAGCUCUUCAACCACACCAUGUUUGUCCUGGAGCAGGAGGAGUACCAGCGAGAGGGCAUCGAGUGGAACUUCAUUGACUUUGGCCUGGACCUACAGCCCUGCAUCGAGCUGAUCGAGAGACCGAAUAACCCCCCUGGUAUCCUGGCACUGCUGGAUGAGGAGUGUUGGUUCCCCAAGGCAACAGAUACCUCCUUUGUGGAGAAACUCUGCUCCGAGCAGGCCAACCACCCCAAGUUCCAGAAGCCCAAGCAGCUCAAGGGCAAGACUGAAUUCUCAGUGUUUCACUAUGCUGGCCAGGUUGAUUACAAUGCCGAUGAAUGGCUGACAAAGAACAUGGACCCCCUAAAUGACAAUGUAACCUCCCUCCUAAACAACUCCUCUAGCCAGUAUGUGGCAGACCUCUGGAAAGACGUCGACCGCAUCGUCGGGCUCGACCAGUUGACGAAAAUGACAGACAGCUCUGCCCCCAGCGCCUCCAAGACCAAGAAGGGCAUGUUCCGCACGGUGGGCCAGCUGUACAAAGAGAGCUUGACGAAGCUGAUGACCACUUUGAGGAACACCAACCCAAACUUUGUGCGGUGCAUCAUCCCCAACCACGAGAAGAGGUCUGGGAAGCUGGAUGCUAACCUUGUCUUGGAGCAGCUUCGUUGCAAUGGCGUCCUGGAAGGGAUCAGAAUCUGCCGACAAGGCUUCCCCAACCGAGUCCUCUUCCAGGAGUUCCGACAGAGAUACGAAAUUCUGGCUGCUGGGUCUAUUCCUAAAGGCUUCAUGGAUGGCAAACAGGCCAGUGCACUUAUGAUCAAAGCCCUGGAGCUGGAUCCUAAUCUCUACCGGAUUGGUCAGAGCAAGAUCUUCUUCCGCACGGGAGUGCUGGCUCACCUGGAAGAGGAGCGCGACCUGAAGGUCACCGUCAUCAUCAUUGCCUUCCAGGCACAGAUCCGUGGCUACCUCGCCAGGAAGGCAUUUGCUAAGAGACAGCAGCAGCUGACAGCCAUGAAGGUGAUCCAGAGAAACUGUGCUGCCUACCUGAAACUGCGCAACUGGCAGUGGUGGAGACUCUUCACCAAGGUCAAGCCACUGUUGCAGGUCACCCGACAGGAGGAGGAAAUGCACUUGAAAGAAGACGAGCUGCAGAGAACCAGAGAGUUGCAGCAGAAGGCAGAGACGGAACUGAAGGAUCUUUCUCAGAAACAUACUCAGCUGGUAGAGGAGAAGAAUCUCCUCCAGGAACAGCUGCAGGCAGAGACAGAACUGUACGCAGAGGCAGAGGAGAUGCGGGUUCGACUGGCUGCCAAGAAACAGGAGCUGGAGGAGAUCAUGCACGAGAUGGAGGCUCGCAUUGAGGAGGAGGAGGAACGCAGUGCGGUGCUGCAGGGAGAGAAGAAGAAGAUGCAGCAGCAGAUGCAGGACCUGGAGGAGCAGCUAGAGGAAGAGGAGGACGCCCGUCAGAAGCUGCAGCUGGAGAAGGUGACGGCCGAGGGCAAGAUCAAGAAACUGGAGGAUGAAGUUCUGAUCAUGGACGACCACAACAAUAAGCUGCUCAAGGAGAGGAAGCUGUUGGAGGAGAGAAUUGCAGACUUCAGCACAAACCUGGCAGAGGAGGAGGAGAAAUCCAAGAACCUGACCAAGCUGAAGAACAAACACGAGUCCAUGAUCUCCGAGCUCGAAGUGCGUCUCAAGAAGGAGGAGAAGAGUCGUCAGGAGCUGGACAAAGGGAAGCGGAAGCUGGAAGCAGAGGUGAAUGACUUCCAAGAGCAGAUUGCCGACCUCCAGGCUCAGAUCGCCGAGCUGAAGGCACAGCUGGCUAAGAAAGAGGAGGAGCUGCAGAAUGCACUGGGACGGCUGGAGGAUGAGACAGCUCAGAAAAACAAUGCCCUGAAGAAGAUCCGGGAGCUGGAGGGGCACAUCUCAGACCUGCAGGAGGACCUGGACUCUGAGCGUGCUGCUCGCAACAAGGCUGAGAAAUACAAGCGGGACCUGGGGGAGGAGCUGGAGGCACUCAAGAGUGAGCUGGAGGACACACUGGAUAGCACAGCCACGCAGCAGGAGCUCCGGGCAAAGCGUGAACAGGAAGUGACACUUAUGAAGAAAGCUCUGGAGGAGGAGGGCCGCAGCCAUGAGGCACAGGUGCAGGAAAUGCGACAGAAACACACGCAGGCUGUGGAGGAGCUAACCGAGCAGCUGGAGCAGUCCAAGCGGGCGAAGGUUAAUCUGGAGAAGGCAAAGCAGGUUCUGGAGAAGGAGAACGCAGAGUUGGCAGGGGAUGUACGCUUGCUGUCUCAAGCCAAGCAGGAGGUAGAACACAAGAGGAAGAAGCUAGAAGGGCAGCUGACCGACCUGCAGGCCAAAUACCACGAUGGAGAGAAACAAAAAGCAGAGCUGGGAGAGCGCGUCUCCAGACUGACGAAUGAGCUGGACAGCGUAACCAAUCUCCUAAAUGAGGCUGAUGGCAAAACCAUCAAACUGAGCAAGGAUGUGUCCAGUCUAAGCUCCCAGCUCCAGGACACACAGGAGCUGCUGUCAGAGGAGACUCGUAUGAAGCUGAAUGUAACCACCCGGAUGAGACAGGUGGAGGAGGAGCGAAACACACUGCAGGAGCAACUGGAUGAGGAGGCAGAGGCCAAGAAGAACCUGGAGAGGAACAUCUCCACACUCAAUACACAGCUGUCAGAUUCAAAGAAGAAGCUGGAGGAGUUUAUGAGCUCUGUGGAGCUGCUAGAAGAGGGGAAGAAGCGGUUGCAGCGUGACCUGGAGGCAGCAAACACACAGUUCGAAGAGAAGGCCUCUGCCUACGAUAAGCUAGAGAAGACCAAAAACCGCCUGCAGCAAGAGCUGGAAGACCUGAUUGUGGAUCUGGACAACCAGAGACAGCUGGUCUCCAACCUGGAGAAGAAGCAGAAGAAGUUUGAUCAGAUGCUGGCAGAAGAAAAGAGCAUCUCCAACAAGUAUGCGGAUGAGCGGGACCGCGCUGAGGCGGAGGCCCGCGAGAAGGAGACACGAGCUCUGUCCCUGGCCCGGGCACUUGAUGAGGCCCAGGACUCCCGCGAGGAGCUUGAGAGGAUCAAUAAGCAGCUCCGAUUCGAGAUGGAAGACCUGGUCAGCUCCAAGGAUGACGUCGGCAAGAGCGUCCACGAGAUGGAGAAGUCAAAGCGCGCCCUGGAGACGCAAGUGGAGGAGAUGAAGACCCAGCUGGAGGAGCUGGAGGACGAGCUGCAGGCUACCGAGGAUGCCAAGCUGCGCCUGGAGGUCAACAUGCAGGCACUCAAGGCCCAGUUUGAGAGGGACCUGCAGGGGCGUGACGAGCAAAGCGAGGAGAAGAGAAGGCAGCUGGGAAAACAGGUGCGUGAACUGGAGACAGAGCUGGAGGAUGAGCGCAAGCAACGAGCCCUGGUGGGCACUGCCAAGAAGAAGCUGGAAGGAGAUCUCAAGGACAUGGAGGGGCAGGUGGAAGCCGUCACCAAGGGACGCGAUGAAGCCAUCAAACAGCUCCGCAAGAUCCAGGGCCAGGUGAAAGACCUCCAGCGGGAGCUUGAGGACGCAUGCAACGCCCGGGAGGAAGUGUUGGCCACCGCCAAGGAGAGCGAGAAGAAAGCAAAGAGUUUGGAGGCAGAGCUGAUGCAACUGCAGGAGGCCCUGGCAGCAGCAGAGCGCGCUCGGAAACAGGCAGAGGCUGAGAGGGAUGAGUUAACCGACGAACUGACCAACAACGCAUCUGGAAAGUCAGCAAUGACCGAUGAAAAAAGACGUCUGGAGGCCAAGAUCGCUGCCCUGGAGGAGGAGCUGGAGGAGGAGCAGAGCAGCAUGGAGAUGCUCAAUGAUAGGCUGAGGAAAGCAGUGCAGCAGACAGAACAGCUCACCAACGAGCUGGUGACAGAGCGCAGCAUCUCCCAGAAGAACGAGAGCGCCCGGCAGCAGCUGGAGCGGCAGAACAAGGAGCUCAAGGCCAAGCUGCAGGAGAUGGAGGGAGCCAUCAAGUCCAAAUUCAAGACCUCUAUCACCUCACUGGAGGCCAAGGUCCAAGGGUUGGAGGAGCAGCUGGAACUGGAGGCUAGGGAGAAACAGGCAUCUGCCAAAGGGCUUAGGCAGAAGGAGAAGAAGCUGAAGGAUAUGAUGAUGCAGGUGGAGGAUGAGAGGAAACAGGCUGAGCAGUACAAAGACCAGGCAGAGAAGGCGAACUUGCGGGUGAAGCAGCUCAAGAGGCAGCUGGAGGAGUCUGAGGAGGAGGCCCAGCGCAUCACCGCCGCCCGCAGGAAGCUGCAGCGCGAGCUUGAUGAGGCCACCGAGUCCAGCGAGGCCAUGAGCCGUGAGGUCGCUGCCCUCAAGAACAAGCUCAGGCGAGGGAACGAGGUCUCCUUUGGCUCAUCGCGUCGUGGUGCAGGCGGCCGGCGCCUAGUCAUUGAAGCGGGCGGCUCAGACGACGAGGUCGACGGCGGUGACGGAGACUUCAACGGGACGAAAGCCAGCAAAUGAACUCACACCCUAAAUUAAUCGACACGUCAAACUCUAUUAUCAAACUUUACUUUCCAGGUGUUGUACUACCAGCAGCACUAAAAACUCUGUUUUGAACACUGGGUGGCAGCAACGAGACUGCUUUGCAAAUUUGAUGCCGUUUUAAACUGUGCUUAAAUAAGAUUAUAGCAUCAGAUCACACUUCAAUUGUACCUUCUUCCUUUGCUGUCUUUUACAUUUCGCCACAAUUUGCAAUUCUCCUUUAAAUUCCACGAGCCGGUAAAUACUAUGUACUGUAAUACAGCUUUAAAUCUCGCGAGCAAGUACAUCUGGUUUUAAAUCUCCCGAACAAGAGAGCAAUGCGAGAUACAAGUCAGGAAGGAGGGACAUUGCCGAAGUGCAGUGGUGAAAAGUUUUCUUUUUUUUGAGGUAUUUUAUUAUUAUUUUUUCACCGGGAAAAGGAUCAAGUCAACGUAAAUUGCGUAACCAUUUACAGCGUUUUUCUGGUGUUUAUUGGCUAGACACCGAUUUUUUUGUAUCGGGUUUUAUCUGUUAGAACCGAAAUUCAGAAGCCUCUAGUUAUAAUUAAACUUAACUCAGGUGUCAAAGCACACACUCAGAUACUUUAUAUAAAUAGACGUGUACAGUAAAAAUAAAAUCAAUUCCAAUUAGACUCCAUGUUUUAAUUGUAUAAUUUUAAAGUAAAUAAUCCAGAUUCUCCCCAUAGAGCUGUAUAAGGUAGCUAAUGAUAACAGACCUGUUUCCAGUUCGAAUGUUCCUUCAACUAAAUAUCUUUCUUUACUGUAUGAGCUGUCUUCGUCCGUCCCCCUGGGAUAAUUACACAAGACAUGCACCGGUCACGAAAAAUUGCUAAAUCUCAAUCAUAUCACAAUUAUUAUAAUUAGUAUUAUUAUUAGUAACUUUUUGUUUUGUUUUUUGCCAUAAUAUUAUUGUUAUGUUUAUAAUACACUGAAACCGCUUGCACAUAUUAAAAAAAUAAAUAAAAACUUGUGUUUUAUCACAAGAAAUGAAAAAAAAAAAGAGUUGUCUUUUUCUUUUUAAUGUGCCGGAAGCUUUCUGCCCCACUCAAUUCAAAUAUUACGUGCCGUCUCAUAUUUACACUUUGUGGUGAAAUUAAGAUGUGAAUAGGAGCCUGCAUGAGUACACGUUUCUGUGAAAAUGAAAUGUUGGCUAAAAUCUGUACUUUCAGCAGUCUGAUAAACAGGGCGGAUACAUGCAAUCUAGUCUUGUUGAUUUAAAACACAAUUGAUUAGACAUGACACAACUUUGAUGUACAAUAAUGAUUUUAAUGUACAUAUUAAGAUAUACAAAAGUUUUCAAACUGUGCCUUUGUAUGAAGCACUACCUCAGCAAUGUUUUGGGCAAAGGAUGUACCCAUAUUGACAGAAACAUCGACAAACAGUUUGGGUUUAGUUCAGCAAUAUGCAGCAUGACAUUUAUAAUCAGUCUACUGUAUAGGCAUGUCCCUUCCUAGCAGCUGUAUGGAUUUUAGCAAGACAGCUGCAUUUGCACGCACCUACUUUAGGAAUUACUAUACCGGCAUUUGCUCAUGUUACACCAGCAUUAUUUCAGAGUACUGCUUUUACUGCACGUGUGCUUCACUGUUAUUUUCACUUCAUGUAAAGUGAAACACGAUGGGGAUGUUAAUGCUUUGCAGAUACUGUGAAGGCCACAGUGCUAAGCUGGAGUUCUGUAUAGCACAGUCUCCAUCCUACCGGACGCUUCCAAAGUCACCUGACUUUACCAGCUAAUAGAUAUGCCUGGGAUUACAUGUACAACAGAGUGAUGGUACGUUUAUGUCACUCAGUAAUUUGCAUAGCCGACCUGCAUGCUACAAAACAGUUGACUAGUUACUGCAAAUCACUAUGAAUUCAAUGUCUUCUGCUGCUGCAAGAGUGAAAACAAACAGGGGUCACCAAAAAACUGCAAAACAUUCUUUGUGGUCUACUGUUACCUGUUUUAUUGCUCCAUUCAUAUCCACAUGCAUAUUCAUGAACUGGGCGAGUGACUUUGGACCACAAUGUGGAGCUGCAUCAUAACUAUAUUUAUUUAAGAGCAGAUUAAGAGUAGUUUUAGCUGUUUUAGGAGUAAGCAGUAAAGCAGCAACAGACUAGAAAGCACAGCUCCUGUCUGCACUUUAAAACAAGCACAAGUACUAGUAGAAGGUGUUAUAGCAUUCGGUUAUCAAUAGUACAAUGAAGGUAUUAUGGCAUAAACGCAUUCUCUAUAGCAAAAGUCUGCCUUGUUGUCAAUGCUACCAUAUCAUCUAAUUAGUUGUGAGCUACCUUACAGUAUACAGCAUGCAGUGCUGCAACAAUUACUCAAACAAUUCCCAAAAGUUGCACUCGCUAUUUGAAUUUCUUUCUAUUUGGUUAAACUAUGAAAAUGAGAAUCUCAAAGUAAGUUUCUGCGUGGAGUUAAAAGCCAUUCCAGUCAUCAAGGACAAGGACACCAUUUUCUUACUGUAGCUUCUGUCAAGUUGAGACAAUGAGCACAAAUUUGAAGCAAUCUAAAUCUAUAGGAGUCCUGGACUAAUUUGGUAUCAGGUUCAUGCAGCAGUAAUGGCAAGGUUGGUGCAACUAUCACUUUGCCAUUUUGGCACGGUACGGACAGUCACAUAAAGCAGAGGUUACCUGUCUUCUCUAAACACACAAAAACAGCUGCCCCAUUUUGUUUUAGUACCCUGAAUAAUGUUGUACUUCUCAACAUUAAAACAUUUAAGUUUAGUGGGGCUGAGGCUGUGGACACCUCCCCUGGAAGCUUGCUGGAGCAGAGCAGCUUCGUUUAUCAUGGUAACUACAUUAAAGUGAUAGCGAACCAGAACUGUCACACCCUGCGUAAUAAAUAGCAAGCGGUAAAAAAAAAAUUAACAGAUUACACAAGAAAUCAUGUUUCACCUUGGAAAAAUUAAUCACUGCAAUUGUUGCAAGACUAUAAAACCUUACAAAAAGUGUAUUAAAUGGAAAUUCUAUUUUUUAUCAGACUAACAGUAACAGUAGUUUUAAUUUGCAGCUACACUACCAGGUUUAUAUUUGGAAGCCCCAUCAUUUAGUACUUCAUAUCUCAGAACAAAUAAAGAAAAAACAACAAAGGGUAUAACACUAUAAAAUAAAAUAAAAAUAAGUUAGCUCAAAAUGGUAAAGCAACACAAAAGCAAACCACAAUCUAGAUAUAUACUGCUUAAAUUAUAAUCUCUCCAUGUUGUGGAAAGAAUGAGAAAAAACAGAGAAAUGAAUAACACAUUAAAAAGUAACAUAGGAGGUAUUGCACUAAUACUAAAAUAAUACUGCUGAAACUAUAAGCAGCUAAGUCAAGCAUUCAAAUAUUUUAAUGGAUGUCUACAAUCACUGCCUGAAGCUAUGGAUGGCAAACUACUGUUCAAGUAAACACACACUGAGCCAAAAUCAUGGCCAGUGUUUAGUUUCAGACAGGUGUGUUAUUAUUUUCUUUAGCUUUUGUUUGAGGGAGAGGGAACAAGUGCUAUUUUACGCUCUCCUGCCUGCCAACAAAGGUAAUCACACAACAAUGACCACAAAUAAAUGAUAAUGCACCGUCAAGUGCAACUCAAUAUAUAGUACAUAGGGACAACUGGGAAAUUCAUUUCUACUAGGUUUACAAAGCACCAAUGAGGAGUUUGUGGUGGAAAAACCUGAUAACCUUUAACAAAACACACACUGCUUACAGGAACAAGAUUAUAACUCCAUCUCUGGAUUAAUGGAGCAUGACCGGUUUUAGACAAUAGAUAUUAGUGGCAAAAUCAACCGCAGAAUUAAUAUGAAGCUAAUCAGGCAUUGCUGCAAAACUCUCCAGCCAAACUCUGCCACCAUGCUUUCCACUCACCACAUCUCUGAAGUCCACAAGCAUAUGAUAAUGAGUACAAAAA